Molecule: messenger RNA, 363 nt
Organism: Arabis nemorensis
Lineage: Eukaryota; Viridiplantae; Streptophyta; Magnoliopsida; Brassicales; Brassicaceae
Source: the annotation of a GenBank genome assembly
AUGGGAAAAUCGAAGAAGAAGCCUAGCAAAAAAGGCGGCAAAAAGACGGCCAUGAAAGCCAAUAAUCUAUCUCGUGACGUCCUCGGUAAGAAGCGUAAACGCGAAGAACGCCCCAUUGGUCUUUCACGAUCUCCUGCUGCUGAAAAGAGGAGGAAACUGCGUCAAGAAAUGUUCGAACAGUGCUUGGAAUCUCCGGGUUUCAUGGAUAAGCGUGUUGGAGAACACAACGAUGAGAUUGGAGAAUUCCUCAAGGAUGGUGAGGAAUCAAGAAAGAAGCAAAGAUCCUUUUCUGGCGAUGAUCUUUGUGAUUCCUUCUCAGAUGUAUUUUGCCGUUCUUACAAACAAGAAGCCCUUGAACUUUGA